Thrips palmi is the source of this 651-nucleotide messenger RNA. RefSeq names its product protein Asterix. Gene Ontology annotation, biological process: protein insertion into ER membrane. Gene Ontology annotation, cellular component: endoplasmic reticulum membrane. Gene Ontology annotation, molecular function: protein folding chaperone. The record is from RefSeq and is a predicted model, not a curated record. Lineage: Eukaryota; Metazoa; Arthropoda; Insecta; Thysanoptera; Thripidae. The coding region runs from base 156 to 497 and encodes 113 amino acids. The transcript has 4 exons.
UUCUUCUUACUUUUUGUUUUUUAAAUACACGUCGUCUGCAAGUUAAACAGAAAACACUUUCUGGUCGACUGGAGCCAAUACUAGGAAAAGUUGACCUAAACUCGGUGUGAAAUAGGUGGCAAUAUCAAAGAAGGGCUCUCAAAUUUUAAAGGAAAAUGAUUGGUAACCACCAUCAACAGUCUGACCCUCGCCGGUCUGAGAGAGAACGCAGGUACAAAGCGCCAGCAGUCUCUCAGGUGAAUCCAGGGGAUGAUAUGACACCUGACUACACCAAUAUUUUGGGCAUGAUAUUUUCGAUGUGUGGCUUAAUGAUGAGGCUAAAGUGGUGUGCAUGGGUUGCGUUAUAUUGUUCCUGUAUUAGUUUUGCCAAUUCCAAAGUGAAUGAUGAUACAAAGCAAAUCCUCAGCAGUUUCAUGCUUUCCAUUUCUGCAGUUGUGAUGUCAUACCUUCAGAAUCCACAACCAAUGACUCCUCCGUGGUCAUCAGUCUUUGGAUGAUUUUUAAAACUAUUAAGAUACAAUCAUAUGAUUUCUUCUUCAUUCAUGUUUUGUUUUAUUCAUUGUUAUAUUUCAAUAAUUAUACUUGUAAUCUGUUUUGUGCCAAAAGUCCUGGUUAUACCAAGGCACAAUGGGAUCAACUUGAACCAAUUAA